Molecule: messenger RNA, 800 nt
Organism: Cannabis sativa
Lineage: Eukaryota; Viridiplantae; Streptophyta; Magnoliopsida; Rosales; Cannabaceae
Product: protein HVA22-like
Exons: 5
Coding region: 141-488 (115 amino acids)
Source: RefSeq, a predicted model, not a curated record
ACCUACCCAAAGGUCGAAGCUUUACCUUGUAAAAAACAUGGGGUUCUAAAUUCAUCUUCUUCACUUCACUACCCACUCUCAAUUCAUUUUCUCUCUCCUUCUUUUCCAUCUCAACAACCCACUAAGAAAGAAGAAGCACAAUGGGAAAAAUCAUUUUUCUUGUUUCCCAACUUCAUAAACUUGCUGGGCCUUGUUUGACAUUACUUUAUCCCUUAUAUGCAUCAGUUCUAGCCAUGGAGAGCACAACAAAAAAAGAUGAUGAACAGUGGCUUUCUUAUUGGAUUCUAUACUCAUUUAUUACUCUUGUUGAAAUGGUUAUGCAACCUGCUCUAGAAUUAUUUCCUGUUUGGUAUGAUGUGAAGUUGGUACUUAUGGCUUGGUUGGUUCUUCCCAAAUUCAAAGGAGCAAAAUUCUUGUAUAAGAGAUUUGUGAGAGAACAUAUCAAGAAGUACACAGGGAAACAUAGUCAUUUCAAGGGAAAGCAUUAAAAAAAGGGAGAGCUUCAUUAAAUAUAUAAUGUGAAGAAGUGGUUGUAUUGGUAAGGCUUUUUGUAAAGUGAUCACCCUUAAUCUGAGGCUGGCUUCAUGUAUGAAUCAUGUACUUAAAAGGGCACAAAUAUUGCCUUGUUUUGUUUAAGUGUCUUUUUUAGAUUGUGGUGAUUUAUUAGUUAGGAGUAGGACUGUGAUAAUGGUACAUUACCAUGUAUGUAUUUGCCAUCUAAUUCUUACUAAUGUUUACUUUGUUCCUACGAAAAAGGGUAACUCAAAAAUAUUAAUAAAUAUCAAAGAGGAGCUUGUGUA